AUUUCAGUCCUCUUUUGUCUUUGGUAUGCGACGGUCGCCACCUAGUUCGUUAAUUAGCCAAUAUUCACCUCGAUCAGGUGUCUAAAGUACUCGGAGGUCAUGCGGUGAUUUCGAUCGAUAAGUUGUACCAGUGAAGUGGAAAAAAAUCGUGAAAGAACAGCUCGUUAGUUUCUUUUCAGAGGAUAAAAUUCGUUAUUCUUCAAGUGUCUGUUGAUUUGUUUACUUGUUGACUCAUUUAUUCAUACAUUCAACGGAUCUCCGGAAUUAGGAAAGGCGAUCAGAACGUGAAUACUUGACCGAAGAAGAUCGCAGAUUUUACGAAAUGACUGCCAAGGAGGCGAUCGUCAUUAGGAACGCACGGAAAUGUUACACGAAAAAUGUUGCAGUUUUGGAUAACCUUAACAUGGUCGUUUCGCGAGGCUGUAUCUACGGUCUCCUGGGUGCCAGUGGCUGCGGCAAAUCAACCCUGCUCUCGUGCGUCGUUGGAGUGCGACGCCUCGACAGCGGUGACAUUUGGGUCCUGGGCGGCAAACCGGGAUCCAAGGGUUCCGGGAUACCAGGACCCCGAGUUGGCUACAUGCCGCAGGAAAUAUCCCUCGUCAAUGAGUUCACAACGGCAAACGCGAUGUACUAUUUUGGCCGCAUAAGCGGCGUCGAGGACGACGUGAUCGAGGAGAGGCUCGCGUUUUUGACAAAAUUGUUACACCUCCCGCCGAGAAAUACUCAAGUGAAACACAUGAGCGGUGGACAACAGAGGAGGGUGUCAUUCGCUGCCGCUAUGAUACACAAACCAGAAUUACUCAUUCUUGACGAACCAACGGUCGGAUUGGAUCCGGUAUUGCGCGCGGACAUAUGGGAGCACCUGAUAACCAUCACAAAGGAAGAAGACACGGCCGUUGUAAUAACGACACAUUAUAUCGAGGAAGCGAAACAGGCGGACAAGGUAGGGAUGAUGAGAUGCGGACAAUUACUAACGGAGUCAACGCCUGGACAGAUUAUGUCACAAUUUCAAUGCCCGACAUUGGAAGAAGCGUUUUUGACGUUGAGUCAGAGGCAGGCCGACAAUCAAGAGAGAGGAAUAACCGAAGUUGUUAGCAACGAGGUGACGUCUCACAAUCCUACGGAGGUCAACUCGUCGACGGUUUCACUUCACAACGGACAUUACAGCAGCACCGAUAAUAUAAUCAGCUCCGAGAAACAACAGAUAAGGGACAACGAGGACAUGGGAAAAGUCGUGACAGCGAAAUGGAAAAAAUUCAAGGCUUUGCUCACCAAGAAUGCUUUGCAACUGGUCAAACACCCGGGAGGUGUCACUUUUGCAAUGAUAUUUCCCGUUCUUCAAACGUUCUUAUUCUUUAACGCGAUCGGAGAAGAUCCGAAGAAUUUGCACAUGGCCGUGGUGAACAAGGAAGCCGGAAAUUGUAACUACAGCAAUAUUUGGGGCGAAGUUAAUUACUACGAGGAUACCGAGGAUUGCGAUUUCGUCGAUUUGAGCUGCAGGUAUUUGCACGGCUUCGACGACUCCAUCAUCAUAAAGGAUUAUUACCCCGACCAAAAUAGCGCCUACGAAGCUGUUAGAAAUGGAAAAGCUGUGGGCGCGAUGUUCUUCAGUAGCAAUUUUUCCGAAGCUCUUCGGAACCGAAGGGACAACGCUAGAUAUUUAACCGACGAGGAACUCGACGACAGUGCAGUGCAAAUAUCGCUCGACAUGGGAAAUCGACAGAUCGGUUUGAACGUGCAGAAACGAUUGUUCGAUCGGUUUUUCGAAAUUCAGGACAGCAUAAUGCAGGAAUGUCACAUCGAUCCGAGAUUCGGUGAAAUGCCGUUAAGGUUCGAGGAGCCGUUGCUUGGAAGUGUUGAUCAGAAAUAUUCAAAUUUCAUGGCACCUGGAUUUUUACUCACGGUAAUAUUCUUCUUGGCAACCUCGCUGACGUCCGCAAUCAUCAUUUCGGAUCGUGUUGAAGGCGUGUGGGACAGAACAUUAGUAGCAGGCGUUACCGUACAGCAAAUUCUCGCAGCUCACGUCACGGUGCAAUUCGCUUUGACCUGCCUCCAGGUAACGUUGGUUCUAUGUGUUGCACUUCUGGGAUUCAGUUUACCAUGUCGAGGACCUUUACUGGGUGUAAUUGUAUUGGUCCUGAUGAUAGGAUUCUGCGGCAUGUGUUACGGUUUCUUCAUCUCAGUAAUGGUAUCGACUCAUACGGUAGCCAAUUACGUAUCAACGGGUAGUUUUUACCCCCUAAUUUUACUGUCUGGAUGUAUCUGGCCGAUGGAGGGGAUGCCGGUAUUUUUGCAAUGGAUAAGCCGCAUCUUGCCAACAACGUUACCUUCGCUCUCGAUGCGAGCAAUGCUCGAGAAGGGUUACUCGAUAGACGAGUUCGAGGUGUAUAUAGGAUUUUUGAUAAUAGCCGCAUGGACCGUGGCUCUGAUGAUCAGCUGCAUACUUGCCCUGAGAUCAAAGACAGCGGGAUAACGAUGAACUCGUUCGGAUCGUACGCUAUGAAAUACGCUAUGUAUACUCGUGUGUAUAUAUGUAACAAUGUACGAUGGAAAUGCGUACAUUUAUUUGCACUGUUUAGCUCAAUCUCGAUUCGUCGCCAUAUAAUUGUGGCUGCGGGUGAUAUCACGGAGUUGUUACUCUUCGUAACUCCCACUGCAGUAUUUGAUUCGUGUAUUUUCUUUAUUUUAUUUGAUUUUUUUUUUUUUUUUUUGUCAACAAGUAUGAUAUAAUAUUUGUCUCUCUCUAGACAUGCAUGGCUAGUUAUGAAUAAUCUUCAUUAGGCGCUCUUUUGAUUUUUAAAAGGAAAUACAAGAAGUAGAAAUACUACUUAAAUUUUCAACGAGACAGAAUUAGGCAUCGUAUUUUUAAUUAGGCUGCGGUUAAUAUUCCAAACUGUAUUGUUUUUUCACUGCUUUGUUCGUUACGAUUGGGUUAAUAUACAAAUAUUGUAAUUUUCAGUGGAAAAAUUCAUUGUUACAAUGCGUGAUUGUGAAAUUUCUCAGCAGGUUUUUCAUUUCCAUUAUCGUGUAUAUUCAACUUUGCAUCAAUAUAUGGAUAAUUGAUGUGCGAGUAUGAAAAUACCCGAAUUUGUAAAUGUCAUAUAUGACUUUGCGUUGUGAAUUUGUUGUAAAUUUGAGAUCUUUUUUAAUAUGUGUAAUAUUGUAACCUACCCUCUAAAACUGUGACACAAAUACCCAUAAAAAUUAUAAAUCACCUGAUGCGACUCAAACUACAUACAUAUGUGUAUAUAAUUAAUGUAUUAUAAUAACCCGCGUUGAUAUAUACACGUUUUACUACAUGAAAUAAAUUAUAUGUAACUAUGCAUAAGAGUAACAUACACACGAAGAAAGGACAGCGCUCAAUUAUCGUUAAUUGAACAAA
Diprion similis is the source of this 3382-nucleotide messenger RNA. RefSeq names its product ABC transporter G family member 20-like. NCBI's taxonomy places the organism in Eukaryota, Metazoa, Arthropoda, Insecta, Hymenoptera, Diprionidae. The record is from RefSeq and is a predicted model, not a curated record. Bases 323 to 2473 code for a protein of 716 amino acids. Gene Ontology annotation, molecular function: ATP hydrolysis activity; ABC-type transporter activity; ATP binding. The transcript has 15 exons. Gene Ontology annotation, cellular component: membrane.